AUGGAUGAGUUUGGGCUCUGGGAUGUACCGUUUUCGUCAUUCUGCAAGCUGGUUGGUAGUCAACAACCAGACCAGUUGGUACUCGUAUUAAAGGCCGAAUUCCCCGAUGUGUUCACCAAUCGCAUGGGACUCUGCACUAAAACACAAGUGCAUUUCAACCUCAAGUCAGACGCUCAGCCGGUGUUCAAACCCAAACGGCCAGUUUCGGACAACAUGGAGGCCGUAGUUGUGGACGAGCUGAAGCGGCUUGAAUAUUUAGGCAUCAUUACACCAGUGACCUACGCAGACUGGGCAGCUCCCAUCGUAGUGGUCCGCAAGCCAGAUUGGUCAGUGCGUAUUUGUGCGGAUAUUUCUACUGGGUUAAAUAGCGCACUUGAAGCGAACAGCUAUCCACUUCCACCCCCGGAAGAAAUAUUCAAACGAAUGGCGAAUUGUACAAUGUUUAGUCACAUCGAUUUGUCAGAUGCUUAUCUGCAAGUGGAGAUCGAUGAGGAAAGCAGGAAGUUCGUUACCAUUAACACCCACAAGGGGCUGUACCGUUUCAACAGACUUUCUCCCGGUAUAAAGUGUGCACCCGGUGCUUUUCAGCAGAUUAUGGAUGCCAUGCUCAGUGGAAUUCCUUGUACAUCUCCGUACCUCGACGAUAUCCUUGUCGGUGGCCGCACCGCCGAGGAGCACAAGCGGAACCUGUACCGUGUCUUGCAACGUCUACAAGAUUAUGGAUUCACGGUAAAAUUCGACAAGUGCAAAUUCUUCAUGCAUCAAGUAAAGUACUUGGGCCAGCUGUUGGACACCGAAGGCAUUCGUCCGGACCCGGAUAAGGUGAAGGCAAUCGUAAAUAUGCCUCCCCCUCACGACGUUCCCACACUUCGAUCCUACUUGGGUGCGAUAAAUUAUUAUGGGAAGUAUAUCCGAGAAAUGCGUACCCUACGUCAACCGCUGGAUGAGUUGCUCAAAGAGGAGAAAGCAAUCUAUCACGCAUCCCGAAGUCUGACGCCAGCUGAGUCCCGCUACAGCCAGAUCGAGAAGGAAGCUCUUGGUCUGGUAUACGCCGUUACAAAAUUUCACCGAAUGAUCUAUGGGAGACAGUUUGUUCUACAGACCGACCACAAACCGCUCCCAGCGAUUUUUGGGUCAAAGCGUGGUAUUCCUCCGUACACAGCCAACCGCCUUCAAAGGUGGGCCUUCACUAUGCUUCUGUACGACUUCCGCAUCGACUAUGUGUCCACGGAUCACUUCGGGCAUGCAGACAUCCUUUCUCGUCUAAUCAACUCACACGUCAAGCCAGACGAGGACUACAUAAUCGCGUCGCUAGAAGUCGAAAGUGUCAACUGCAACAUAGUCUGCCACUCUAUCGAUUAUCUUCCCAUCUCUUACAAAACGAUAACGGACGAUACCUGUGAGGAUCAGACUCUGCAGAAGGUCAUGGAGUUUGUGCAAAUGGGUUGGCCAUCUGAAGCUAAGUCUCUCUCCGGAACACCGGAGGUCCAGCAGUUCUUCGCUCGUCGAGAUUCGCUGUACGUCGCUCACAAAGUCCUGAUGUACAGUGAUCGGAUCGUAGUCCCGAAGAAAUUGCAGCAGAGGGUACUCCAGCAACUGCACAGAGGGCACCCAGGCGUCGAUCGAAUGCGUUCACUGGCCCGGAAUUUUGUUUAUUGGCCAAACAUCGAUGAUCAAAUCACCGCGCUAGUUCGUGCUUGUCUGGAGUGUGCCUCGGUCGCGAGAAACCGUGGCAGAGAGUUCACGCAGAUUUUGCUGGUCCCAUCAACGACACAUACUUUCUACUAG
This is a messenger RNA of Toxorhynchites rutilus septentrionalis, 1788 nucleotides long. RefSeq lists its product as uncharacterized. The record is from RefSeq and is a predicted model, not a curated record. The transcript has 2 exons. NCBI's taxonomy places the organism in Eukaryota, Metazoa, Arthropoda, Insecta, Diptera, Culicidae. The coding region runs from base 1 to 1788 and encodes 595 amino acids.